AUGUUCAAUCGAAAAGGGCAGUUAUGCAGUAUCAUACUGGUAUUACAUACAGUAAUCUUCACUGUUUGCGAAGAUUCCUCAAACCUUGCACCUGUGAUAAUCGAACACCCACUUGAUGUCGUUGUCUCCAGAGGCUCUCCAGCAACACUCAACUGUGGUGCAAAACCAUCAUCCGCCAAAAUCACCUGGUACAAAGACGGACAACCUGUAAUAACGAAUAAGGAGCAAGUUAAUAGUCAUCGGAUAGUACUGGACACCGGAUCACUGUUUCUUCUGAAAGUGAACAGUGGAAAAAACGGAAAAGACAGUGAUGCUGGAGCAUACUACUGUAUGGCCAGUAAUGAGCACGGUGAAGUAAAAUCGAAUGAAGGAUCGUUAAGAUUAGCCAUGCUUCGAGAAGAUUUUAGAGUACGGCCAAGAACUGUUCAAGCUCUCGGAGGAGAAAUGGCAGUCCUGGAAUGCAGCCCUCCACGUGGAUUCCCUGAACCUGUAGUCAGUUGGAGGAAGGAUGACAAAGAACUCCGAAUCCAAGACAUGCCACGAUAUACACUCCAUUCGGAUGGUAAUCUCAUCAUUGAUCCAGUUGAUCGAAGUGAUUCCGGUACCUAUCAAUGUGUUGCCAAUAACAUGGUCGGAGAACGUGUAUCCAAUCCGGCAAGAUUGAGCGUUUUUGAGAAACCAAAGUUUGAGCAAGAACCCAAGGACAUGACUGUCGACGUCGGAGCAGCAGUACUGUUUGAUUGUCGAGUAACCGGAGAUCCUCAACCACAAAUCACCUGGAAACGUAAAAACGAGCCGAUGCCCGUAACACGUGCUUACAUUGCAAAAGACAAUCGAGGAUUGAGAAUAGAGAGAGUACAAGCAUCCGAUGAAGGAGAAUACGUUUGUUAUGCUCGGAAUCCAGCUGGAACUCUGGAAGCAUCUGCACAUCUCCGUGUUCAAGCACCUCCAUCGUUCCAAACAAAGCCAAGCGAUCAAUCAGUCCCAGCCGGUAGCACUGCAACAUUCGAAUGUGCUCUGAUUGGACAGCCAAGUCCUGCAUACUUCUGGAGCAAAGAAGGACAACAAGAUCUUCUCUUCCCGAGCUAUGUGUCAGCUGAUGGAAGAACCAAGGUGUCUCCAACUGGUACUUUGACUAUCGAAGAAGUUCGCCAGGUUGAUGAAGGUGCUUACGUCUGUGCUGGAAUGAAUUCUGCUGGUAGCUCGUUGAGCAAGGCUACUUUGAAAGUCACAACUAAAGCCAUGACCGGAAACACCCCCGCCAAGCCACCACCAACCAUCGAGCAUGGGCAUCAGAACCAAACACUUAUGGUCGGAUCGUCUGCUAUCCUUCCGUGCCAGGCUAGCGGUAAACCAACACCUGGAAUAUCAUGGCAUCGCGAUGGAUUACCUAUCGAUAGCACUGAUAAUCGCAUCAGUCAGCACUCAACCGGCAGCCUACAUAUCGCAGAUUUAAAGAAACCUGACACCGGUGUGUACACUUGCAUUGCUAAGAACGAGGACGGAGAGUCAACUUGGUCAGCGUCAUUGACAGUUGAAGAUCACACGAGUAAUGCCCAAUUUGUUAGAAUGCCGGAUCCUUCCAACUUCCCAUCUGCACCAACACAACCCAUAAUUGUGAAUGUCACUGACACAGAAGUAGAACUCAGGUGGAAUGCUCCAUCAACAUCCGGAGCAGGACCAAUCACAGGGUACAUCAUUCAGUACUACAGUCCAGAUCUCGGCCAAACAUGGUUCAAUAUUCCGGAUUAUGUAGCAACGACUGAAUACAGAAUCAAAGGUCUCAAGCCUUCUCACUCCUACAUGUUUGUUAUUCGAGCAGAGAACGAGAAAGGCAUUGGAACUCCAAGUGUUUCCUCAGCACUUGUCACUACCGGCAAACCAGCAGCUCAAGUUGCUCUGUCUGAUAAGAACAAGAUGGAUAUGGCGAUUGCUGAGAAAAGGCUAACUUCCGAACAGCUCAUCAAACUUGAGGAGGUUAAGACUAUCAAUUCCACUGCUGUUCGUCUGUUCUGGAAGAAGAGAAGAAUUGAAGAGCUCAUCGAUGGAUACUACAUUAAAUGGAGAGGACCACCAAGAGCUAACGACAAUCAAUACGUCAAUGUGACCAGUCCCAGUAUUGAGAGUUUCGUGGUUUCCAACUUGAUGCCAUUCACCAACUACGAAUUCUUCGUGAUUCCAUAUCACUCUGGAGUUCACAGUGUUCAUGGAGCACCAAGUAACUCGAUGGACGUUUUGACUGCAGAAGCUCCACCAUCAUUGCCACCAGAGGAUGUUAGAAUUCGUAUGCUCAAUCUGACCACUCUCCGGAUCUCUUGGAAGGCGCCGAAAGCCGACGGCAUCAAUGGAAUUCUCAAAGGAUUCCAAAUUGUUAUUGUUGGUCAAGCACCGAACAACAAUCGGAAUAUCACUACAAACGAGAGAGCCGCUAGUGUUACCCUGUUCCAUUUGGUGACUGGAAUGACAUACAAAAUUCGUGUGGCUGCAAGAAGUAACGGAGGAGUUGGUGUAUCUCAUGGAACUAGUGAAGUCACAAUGAACCAAGACACAUUGGAGAAACAUCUUGCCGCUCAACAGGAAAACGAGUCAUUCCUCUACGGACUAAUCAAUAAAUCCCACGUUCCCAUUAUAGUAAUAGUUGCUUUGCUGAUAAUCUCUGUGGUUAUUGUACUUGCAUACUGUUACUGGAGGAAUAGUCGGAAUGCUGAUGGCAAAGAUCGAAGUUUCAUCAAAAUCAACGACGGAAGUGUUCACAUGACAUCGAACAAUCUUUGGGAUGUUGCUCAAACUCAGAACCAGAUGUACAAUACUACCGGUAGAAUGACUAUGAACAACCGAAACGGGCAGGCACUCUACUCGUUGACUCCAAAUGCGCAAGACUUCUUCAACGCUUGUGACGACUACAGUGGAACUAUGCACAGACCUGGAUCUGAACAUCAUUAUCAUUAUGCUCAGUUGACUGGUGGACCAGGAAAUGCCAUGUCGACAUUCUACGGAAAUCAGUAUCAUGAUGAUCCAUCUCCAUAUGCCACUACCACACUGGUUCUUUCCAACCAGCAACCCGCAUGGCUCAACGAUAAGAUGCUCCGAGCACCGGCUAUGCCAACAAAUCCAGUGCCCCCAGAACCACCAGCCAGAUAUGCAGAUCAGACUGCCGGAAGAAGGUCAAGAUCAAGCCGUGCUUCGGAUGGACGAGGAACUUUGAAUGGAGGACUACACCACCGAACGAGUGGAAGCCAACGUUCGGAUAGUCCACCUCACACUGAUGUGAGCUAUGUUCAGUUGCAUUCAUCGGAUGGCACUGGAAGCAGCAAAGAGAGGACGGGUGAACGGCGAUCACCUCCAAAUAAAACUUUGAUGGACUUUAUCCCACCACCACCAACGGCUCCGCCACCGCCAGGAGGUCAUAUUUAUGACACAGCUACUCGACGACAGUUGAAUCGAGGUAGCACUCCAAGAGAAGACACUUACGAUUCAGUUAGUGAUGGAGCAUUUGCAAGAGUUGAUGUAAAUGCUCGGCCGACAAGUCGGAACCGAAAUUUGGGUGGGAGGCCAUUGAAAGGCAAACGAGAUGACGAUAGCCAGCGGUCGUCACUCAUGAUGGACGAUGAUGGUGGAUCGUCGGAGGCAGAUGGAGAGAAUUCCGAAGGAGAUGUUCCACGUGGAGGUGUACGAAAAGCAGUGCCACGAAUGGGAAUUUCUGCAAGUACGCUGGCUCACAGUUGUUAUGGCAACAAUGGUACAGCUCAACGCUUCCGGUCAAUACCUCGAAACAACGGGAUUCCCACACAAGAACAAAUCUGA
Molecule: messenger RNA, 3804 nt
Organism: Caenorhabditis remanei
Lineage: Eukaryota; Metazoa; Nematoda; Chromadorea; Rhabditida; Rhabditidae
Exons: 12
Coding region: 1-3804 (1267 amino acids)
Biological process (GO): cell-cell adhesion
Molecular function (GO): protein binding
Source: RefSeq, a predicted model, not a curated record